Myxocyprinus asiaticus (Chinese sucker) is the source of this 2359-nucleotide messenger RNA. RefSeq names its product protein phosphatase 1 regulatory subunit 7-like. NCBI's taxonomy places the organism in Eukaryota, Metazoa, Chordata, Actinopteri, Cypriniformes, Catostomidae. The transcript is spliced from 10 exons. Bases 46 to 1083 code for a protein of 345 amino acids. The record is from RefSeq and is a predicted model, not a curated record. Gene Ontology annotation, molecular function: protein binding.
GUGCAAGUGUCAAUCAUCCUGUGAAGUAGGCGGGUCUAGUGGAAAAUGGCGACCUUAUCUGUCGGAGAGCCUCAAGAGAUGGAAGUUGACAGGAGGGGUGAGUCUGAGGAAUCUGGAGAUGAUGAGACCAAGAGGAAGAGUUUCAAUGGUGAGGUUGACUCCCUACAAGCGCCUUCGACUGUACCAGAGGAAUCACCAGUUGACAUGGACACAAUAACCUUAGAUCCAGAUGAAGAGGAUGUGGAUCUAGUCCAUUGUCGGAUUGGGAAGAUUGAGGGUCUGGAGGUUCUUAAGAAGGCAAAGACAAUUUCUCUCAGACAAAACCUCAUAAAAUGUAUUGAAAACUUGGAAAGCCUUGGCUCAUUGAAGGAACUCGACCUUUAUGACAACCAGAUCCGCAAACUAGAGAAUCUUCAGGCGUUAACAGAGCUUGAGCAGCUAGAUGUAUCAUUCAACAUUUUGAGGAAGAUUGAGGGAUUGGAUUGCCUCACAAAACUCAAGAAGCUCUUCCUGCUUCAUAAUAAGAUAUCAGGCAUUGCCAAUCUGGAUCAACUGACGGGCCUCCAGAUGCUUGAGCUAGGCUCUAACCGCAUCAGGGUUAUCGAGAAUCUGGAUUCUCUUGCUUCUUUGGAUAGUUUGUUCCUUGGCACAAAUAAAAUCACUCAGCUACAGAACCUUGAUGGACUGCAUAAUCUGACCGUUCUCAGUAUCCAGAGUAACCGGAUCACAAAGUUGGAGGGACUCCAGAAUCUUUUGAAUUUGCGUGAGCUCUACUUGAGUCAUAACGGCAUUGAAGUCAUAGAGGGCCUGGAGAACAAUAAAAAGCUGACAACUUUGGACAUUGCUGCAAACAGGAUAAAAAAGAUUGAAAAUAUCAGCCACUUGACUGAUUUAAAAGAAUUUUGGAUGAAUGACAACCAGAUUGAGAACUGGGCAGACUUGGAUGAACUUAAGAAUGCCAAAGGUCUAGAGACUGUCUAUCUGGAGAGAAACCCCCUGCAGAAGGACCCUCAAUACAGACGCAAGAUCAUGCUGGCACUGCCCAGUGUCAGGCAGAUUGAUGCCACCUACAUCCGUUUCUGACCAUCCACCCAACCCCACUGUGUCCUUCCUCACCCAGCCAUCCUCCGCACAUUAUGAACACACCACCACCAUCUUUUCCACAUGAAGCAUUGUCCUCAACACCUCCUGCCAUAUUUAUCUCUUAUUUUUAACAAAAAUAAAGAAAGGAAUCACACACACCCAGUGUUGCCAUUCCAUGUGCUGGCACCUUUUACUCAUACUCAGAGACUAUACCUAUGCCCUGACUUAUGCUAUAGAGUGAAUGCUUGUUAAUUUAUUUUCAGCUUAGGACCGAGGCCAUGCUCGGGGCAACUUGCAAGAUGCUGACACCUGCUGUUUGGAAAAUGUUCAGAAGGGUGACCUUAGCAUUUUGUUUAGAAAAUGUUUCCAAUGUAACUAUUCCUUCUCUCUUUCUGCAUCCAAGUAACAUCCUGUAUAGGUCAGAGGCAUUUGUUUAACAUCAGAUGUUUUUGCCCUGUAUAAUUUACAUCAGGUGUUGGGAUUGUUACUGUAUGAGAUGAUAAAAAGAUCAGUGUUCAUUUUACAUUCAGAUACUGCAGAAGAUGAUAUUGUGUGAAUUGUUCUUUUCUCACAUCAGAUCUAGCAGUGAACACUACAAGGACUGCUUUGUUGAAGGGUAAAUAGGCCAUACUGUAGUAGAUUCAACAUGCAUAUCAGUUUGUUUAUCAUGUAUCUUGUUGCAGCAGUAUGUUAAAAGACUGCUGUGUCGAUUAAAAGCUUUUUAUUUAAACAGAUUUUGGCCUUGUUGACUUGACAGUUGUGAGGUCUUAGUUGAAAUGUGACAGACUUUAACUCUUUUAAAAUGAAGAAAUGAAGAGCCUCACUGAAAGAUUAAUGCCACCAAAUUUUGAGUUCUAGUUGAUAGCAUGUUAGACCUAGUCUUAAUAUUGACAGAGCAGGUUGAUAUCAGGUGUUAUUUCUUCGUUAUUUUUUAUUUGACUUUUUUGUUGUUGAAAGAAUCAAACAACACAUGCACAUGAAAUAUUCUCUCAGACGACUCCUAGAAAUGUUGGAUCCCCCUAGUGGGAGAUAAAUGGAAGGGGGCACUGUGUUGUGAAUAGCACUAAGGCAAUUCCAUUACUCUGGAGGGUGGGGGUCUGAUGGGCUCACGUAGCUGAUUAUUUGUGGUAUUAACCAAUUCCUUUAAAAGGGUCAAAGAACGACAGGUUUAUUUUUAAUUUACUCGAAUGUUCACUUUGUUUUACAAGCUUUGUCGACCGUUUCUGAAUUGAAUGUACUAGUAUAAAUAAAUACAAAAUAAAGAAUUUGAACAAUG